UCAGCUUUCGCAUCACAUCAUGCAGCGUAUUCGUCUGCUUCUAUUCGCUUGGCUGACAUUUGCCGCUGCGCAGGAGAUCAGCAUAGAGAAGCAGAGGCUUACGGUGCCCCAUGGCAGUCCUGGUCCACAGGACGGUCGCAUUGUGGGUGGCUGGGAGACAAAAAUCACACACUUUCCGCAUCAGGUCUCAGUGCAGAUGGGCACCCGUCAUAUCUGUGGCGGCACCAUAUUGGCGCCCAGCAUUGUGCUCACCGCUGCUCAUUGCGUGCUGAAGUCGAAUGAGCCGCAACUCUAUGCCAUACGCGCCGGCUCAACCCAGUGGUCAACUGGUGGCAGCUACGUGCGCGUUCGUCGCAUCAUUCCCCACGAGCAAUUCAACUCGCCCACGCACAUGAACAACGACAUCGCUUUGGUGCAGCUGCAACAACCGCUUAAUUAUAGCCUCAACAUACAGCCUAUUCAGUUCGUCGCGCCGACGGACAAUUUGGCCGCACAGGCGCAGCUCUUUGUCAGCGGCUGGGGCUCAACAGCUGUCGAGCAAAUGUCGACUGCAUCGCGCCUGCAUUACACAGUUAUUGUUCAGCUGGAUCGCCAGAUUUGUACUCAGAACUAUUUUGGUGCCGGCACCGUAACCAACACCAUGUUCUGUGCAGGCAGCAAGUCCGGACUUGGAGAUCGCGACAGUUGCAUGGGCGAUUCUGGUGGUCCAUUGAUUGUUCAAAUUGCUGGUCGCUUCAAACUGCUCGGCAUUGUAUCCUGGGGCUUGGGCUGCGCAAAUGCCCAGUAUCCGGGCGUUUAUACGCUUGCACCUGCCUAUGGCAACUGGUUGUUGCAGACAGUUAAGACACUGACCUAGUCUUAUUUUUAUGUGUUAAGUUUUUGCAUUAAUGUGCACAAUUCUGUAUAUACAAUUAGGGAAACUAGUUUUGUAAAAGCAAGUUUAGCUUACCUUCAAUGAAAUUUAAUUAUUUGCUUUUAAGUAUGUACAUAAAUAUGUAGCUUCUCUUAAUAA
This is a messenger RNA of Drosophila novamexicana, 1012 nucleotides long. RefSeq names its product trypsin alpha-like. Lineage: Eukaryota; Metazoa; Arthropoda; Insecta; Diptera; Drosophilidae. Gene Ontology annotation, biological process: proteolysis. The transcript has a single exon. The coding region runs from base 20 to 856 and encodes 278 amino acids. Gene Ontology annotation, molecular function: serine-type endopeptidase activity. The record is from RefSeq and is a predicted model, not a curated record.